AAAUGGUCUCAUUUUGUAGCAAAGUCUACCAAAGAAAAGUAAUACAUUGUUAACUUAUUUCAAAUAAUUUUUCUCUCGCAUGCUCAAUCAUUCUUGAAGAAAUAAUCAGGUGCAUUCAAAUGCCAAAAAUAUAUCGUGGACUAUUUCUAAUAGAAGCAAUUAGAACAUAGAACAGUAUAGCACAAUAAAGGCCCUUUAGUUCAUGAUGAUGUGCUGACCUAUUAUCCUGCUCUAAGAUCAAACGAACCUGCGUACCCUUUAUUUUGCUAUUGUCCAGUUGCCUACCUAAGAGACACUUAAAUGUCCCUAAUGUGUCUGACUCUACUACCACUGCUGGCAGAGCAUUCCAUGAACCCACCACUCUGUGUAAAGAACCUACCUCUGACAUCUUCCCUAGACCUUCCUCCAAUUAAAAUUGUGCCCCCUUGUAAUGGUCACUUCCGCCCUGGGAAGAAGUCUCUGGCCACUCUAUCUAUGCCUCUUGUCAGCUUGUAUGCCUCUACCAAGUCACCUCUCAUCCUUCUUAUCUCCAAUGUGAAAAGCCCUAGCUCCCUCAACCUUUCCUCAUAAGACUUGCCCUCCAGUCCAGGCAGCAUCCUGGUAAAUCUCCUCUGCACACUCUCUAAAGCUUCCACAUUCUUCCUGUAAUGCGACGACCAGAACUGAACACAAUAUUCCAGUGUGGUCUAACCAGUGUUUAAUAGAGCUGCAGCAUAACCUCAUGGCUCUUUAACUCAGUUCCCCAGCCAAUGAAAGCCAACACACCAUAUGCCUUCUUUAUAAACUUAUCAACUUAGGUGGCAACUUUCAGGGAUCUAUUGACGUGGACCCCAAGAUCCCUCUGUUCCUCUACACUGCCAAGAAUUCUGCCAUUAACCCUGUAUUCUGCAUUCAAAUUUGACCUUCCAAAAUGAAUCACUUCAUAUUUUUCCGGGUUGAAUUCCAUCUCCCACUUCUUUGUCCAGCUCUGAGUCCCAUCAAUGACCUCUUGCAACCUACAACAGUCCUUCACGCUGUCCACAACUCCGCAAACCCUUCCACUUCCUCAUCCAAGUCAUUUAUAAAGAUCACAAAGAGCAAGGGUCCCAGAUCAUCACGGUCACUGAGUCAGGCAAAAUACGUUCAUCUACUGUCAUCCUCUGUCUUCUAUUGGUUAGCCAAUUCCUGUAUCCAGACAGCCAAACUUCCAACAUUCACUGCUUGACCUUCUUCAAUGUGUUUUGUCACAUCCUCAAAGACUUCAGUCAGACUUAUGAGGCAUGAACUACCCCUCAUAAAACCAUGCUCGCUAUCUCUAAUCAAACUAUGCUUUUCCAAAUAAUCAUAAAUACUAUCUGUCGGAAUCCUUUCCAAUAACUUGCCCAUGACAGAAGAAAGACUGACCAGUCAGUAAUUCCCAGAAUUAGCCCUAUUCCCUUUCUUGACCAAGGAAAUAACAUUUGCCACCCUCCAAUCAUCUGGUACUACUCCAGUGGACAGUGAGGAUGCAAAGGUCAUUGCCCAAGGUGCAGCAAUCUUUUCCCUUGCUUCCCGUAGAACCAUGGGUAUAUCACAUCUGGCCCAGGGGACUAAUCUGUUCUCAUGUUUUUCAAAAUUUCUAGCACGUUCUGCUUCCUAAGAUCAACCUGUUUGAGCAUAUCUGCCUAUUUCAAGCUGUCCUCACAAACGUCGAGGUCCCUCUCACUGAUGAAUGCUGAAGCAAAGUAUUCAUUAAGGACCUCCCCUACCACCUCCGAUUCCAGGCACAAAUUCCCUCCACUACCCCUAACUAGCCCUACCCUUAUUCUGGCUAUCCUCUUGUUCCUGACAUAGGUAUAGAACGCCUUGGGGUUUUCCUUAAUCCUACCCAUCAAACUUUCUCAUGCCCACUUCUAGCUCUCCUAAGUCCAUUCUUCAAUUCCUUCCUGGCUACCUUGCAACCCUCGAGAGACCUGUCCGAUCCUUGCUUCCUCGACCUUAAGUAAGCUUCCUCUUCCUCUUGACUAAAUGUUCCACAUGUCUUGUCAUCCAAGGUUCCUUCACCUUACCAGCUCUUUCCUUGCCUCAGUGAGACAAACCUAUCCUGCACUUGCAGCAAGUGCUGUCUAAACAACUUUCACAUUUCUGCCGUGCAUUUCCUUGAGAACAUCUCUUCCUAGUUUAUGCUCCAUAGGUCUUGCCUAAUAGCUUUGUAAUUUCCCCUCCUCCAAUUAAAUACUUUCCCAUACUGUCUGCUUCUAUCCCUCUCCAUGACUAUAGUAAAGGUCAGGGAGUUGUGAUCACUAUCACUGAAUUGCUUUGCUGCCGAGAGAUCUGACACCUGGCCUGGUUCGUUGCCGAGCACCAAAUCCAAUAUGCACCCCCCUGUAGUUGGAUCAUCUACACACUGAGUCAGGAAUCCUUCUUGGACACACCUGACAAAAUCUGCUCCAUCCAAACUACUUGCACUAAGGAGAUUCCAAUCUAUAUGAGGGCAGUUGAAGUUGCCCAUGACAACAACCCUAUUACUUCUGCACCUUUCCUCAAUCGCUUCCUCUGUCUCUGUUGCUACUGGGGGGUCUAUAGAAAACUCCCAAUAAAGUGGCUGCUUUCCUGUUUCUGACUUCCACCCAUAGUGACUCAGUAGACAAACCCUCCUCGAUGACCUCCCUUUCUGCAACUGUGAUACCAUCACUGCUUAGCAUGCCACUCCUCCACCUCUUUUACCUCCCUUCCUAUUUCUUUUGAAACAUCUAUACUCCGGAACAUCCAACAACCAUUCGUGCCCGUGUUAUCUAGGUCUCUGCAAUGGCCACAACAUCGUAGGUCCAAGUAUUAAUCCAUACUCUAAGUCAUCACCCUUAUUCAUGACACUUGCGUUAAAGUAGACACAUUUCAACCCAUCACACCUGACUGCAACUUGGCCCUAUCAACUGUCUAUCUUUCCUUACAAGCUCUGUGUAUGUUGUGUCUGCCUGUACACCAGCUACCCCAUUCCCUGAUCCUUAGAUCUAGUUCCCAUUCCCCACCAAACUAGGAGCUCCAGCAAACCUCCCCUGCUGCCCACCCCACCCCAGAUAUUGGUGCCCCUCCAGAUCAGAUGCAAACCGUCCUUCUUGUACAGGUCCUAUCGUCCCCAGAAGGUAACCCAAUGAUCACAUAUCUGAAACCCUCAACCCUACAUCACCUCUGUAGCCACGUCCUCAGCUGCACUCGCUGUCUAUACCUAGCCUCACUGGUCCAUGGCACCGGUAGUAAUCCUGAGAUUACUACUCCGCUCGUCCUGCCUUUUAGCUUCCUAUAUUCACUUUUCAGGCCCUCAUCCCUUUUCCAAGUUAUGCCAUUGUGCCAGAUUUCUUUGACACUGAUAUCUGUCAGGGUGUUUCCAGACACUGAGAGCAGUUAUCAGUCAACCAUAUUGUUACUGUUUUUGGAAGCACACAAGAUCUAACCAUACAUACCCAUGAGUACAUGUAGGGCUGCUGUCUGAAAUAUGACCUGCAGCCCUUCAGUUGUCUAUCCUUCCCACACCAAUCUUUCAAUCACAUCCAUUGCUUUCCUGAUCUGACUGUUUCUCUGCCAGUUAGCAUAUGACUUGGGUUAUGGUCCUGAGAUUGGAAGCUAGGAACUUCAUGAGUGGCAAGUUUCCUUUGCAGGACCUCCUUCAGUCUGUCAUUGAUCGCAACAGGGUAAAGCUGUCCUCUGCCUGUGUUCCUUUUAACUUGCUCAGGGAUGUUCUAUACUUUGCACGUGGUUGCCAAUACACUUAGAACUGAAUCUAGGGUGCUAAAUGCCGCUGCCCCCAUCCAUUCCUUCCCCACUAGGGGCAAGUGUCAAAGCAAACAGGUGGGCAUGUAAUUCUUCUGGUAAUGUUGGCACCAUCCCAGGGCUAGCUGUUUUUCCUGGAGGUGGAGUCAGGGACAGAAGGGCUCUCCUCCUGCGAGUGGGAGGUAACCAGUUUGGUUAAGUAAAAGGCCAGUUACCAGUGGCCUCAGGACAAGGUCAGGCAAAUGAAUGCAACCUGUCAAUGGCAAAUCAGACAAGGCCAGCUUUGAAACCACUGCUGUGGUCAUUCAUUCAUUGAAAGUUUUAAAAGUACUGUGGGAUUGCCUCAGGAUGGAGAUGUCACAGUCUUUCCCUUGGCUGUGAAGGUGGGGCAUCUAACUGCUACAGCUGCAGGAUGGUUUUGUGUUGAGCCUGCAAGUUUAAGAGGCCACUUGUUAUUGUUAAUUGGAUAAUAAGUGUGCUGUCUGGCCACUUAUUGUCCAGUUAAGAGGAAAUCCAUGUUGGCAACCACACCCAGUGAAGUGCAGAUUCUCCUAUUGAUUAUGACCCAGAGUCCUAUUGUGAUAUGAGGAGAUUCAUCUUGAUGUAACUGGUGUGAGUCUAAUAUUUGCAAGGGAGAAGACACCAGCCUGGAAUGAGUCUGUGAAGACACUAUACUAAGGCUAUCACAUAUAGUCUCGUGUAUGGGUGUAAAUAAAGGAAUGUAUGGUACGUAAGGAGUUAACAAGCCUGGCUUUGAGAUAAAGAUAUACAGACACCCACAAAAUGAGAUACUUCAGACUUGCAUUUAAAAUAUGUAGUCAAUGCUGGGAUAUUUGUUGAUUGGACAGUCUUCAGUACAAUUUGUGCCACCUCAUACUGAACAGCCUGCCCCAAAAUGUAGCAUGACCUGGACAACAUUUAGGGUAGGCUUGACAAGUAAAAUUUCAUACCAUGCUAGUGUCAGGCAAUCACCAUGUCCAGCCAGAGACAAAUUUAUAAUCUUCUCUUGAUGUUCAAUGGUGUUAGCAUCACUGAAUCCCUCUCUAUCAACAGACCGUGAGUUAUUGACCAGAAAUUGAACUGGACCAACCAUAGACUGUAGCUGCAAGAGUAGGUCAGAGGCUAAGAAUUCAGAUGAGUAAUAUAUCUUUUUGUUUCCCAAAGCUUUUAUACAGUCUACACAGUACCAAUCAGGAAUGUUAUGGAAUACUCUCCACUUGAUUGGAUGAGUGCAGCUUCAACACCAUUGAAGUCAAAGCAUCCCAUUUGUUGACACCCCAUUGACAACUUCUACAUUCACUCCCUCCACCAUUGACGCUCAGUAACAGCAGUAUGUACCGUUAGCAAAAUGCACUGCAACAAUUCACCAAGGCUCCUUUGUCACCUUCCAAACCCAUCUUUAAAAAGCAAAAUGUUAGCUGGGAGAGGACACUGACUUAAUCUGCUUUCAGGUUUUUGGAAGGGCUUCUUCCUAUGGAUGUGUGCCAUUUGCCCAAAGGAUUUAAAUUAAAACCGGGAAACCAUGUGGAUAACUACCUGGAUUAUUGGAGCAGAACUGAUGUGCAGACCUGUACAAAUUGGAAAGCACCAAUCAUUUGGGAUGGGACCUUUAACCCAGAGUUCUAUGAUGCAACAUACGAGAAACGAAAUAUUGUUAUUGGUCUCACGGUCUUUGCAGUUGGCAAGUACCUGGACCUGUACUUGGAGACUUUCUUGGCAUCGGCUGAUGAACAUUUCAUGCCUGGAUUCUCGGUCAUAUAUUAUAUAUUCGUAGAUGACUUGCCAAAGUUGGAAAGACUGAAUCUGCAGCCGAAUGCAAGACGCAAGAUCAAGAGCUUCCAGGUGAAAACGCACAAGCGUUGGCAGGACAUUUCAAUGUCUCGCAUGGAGACGAUCAGCAAGCUGAUUGAGGAUCACGUCAAGCACGAAGCCAGUUAUGUAUUCUGCUUUGAUGUGGAUCAGCGAUUCCAAGGACGCUUCGGAACGGAGACUCUCAGUGAGUCGGUGGCCGUCCUGCAUGCCUGGUACUACCGGAGGCCAAAGUUCAUGUACAGUUACGACCGCAACCCCCAAUCCACAGCUUACCUGGGCGGCAGGGGGGAUUUCUAUUACCAUGCUGCUGUGUUUGGUGGGACUUGGCAGAGCGUGCGGAACCUGACGGAAAGCUGCUCCCGCGGAAUCCUGCAGGACAACCAGAAAAACGUGGAGGCCACUUGGCAUGAUGAGAGCCACCUCAACAAGUACUUCUGGCUGCACAAACCCACCAAGGUCCUGUCACCAGAAUACUGCUGGGACCGGAAGAUCGGAUUCCGGCGAGACAUCCAUGUGGUCCGGAUGUUGUGGGCCGCAAAAGAGUAUGAUAUCAGUCGUCAAACUGACUGAGCAUUUAGAAAGGAAUCUCUGUUGCUCUUAGUUUUUUUAAAAGAAACUAUAUGGAUCCCUUGAGAUCAGGGAGUGAUGAGGAGGCAGUGUAUUUGCCCUGUUCUGUCUCUCUCCCAAACAGGUACAGUAUGGGCUUGGUACACGAUGAUGCUGAUUCCCAAAAUGUGCCUUAAUUCUGCAAUCUCAGAAGAUGAUUUAUUUUAAUCAAUGUGAUAAUCGCCCCUUUUAAACAAGAGCUGGGUCACUGGUGAUGCCUUAUGGAUCGGCUGACACUGCCCUGUUCUACCCCUAUGUGCCCCCAUUCCCCCACCAAACAAAGGUUGGUAGUCAGAUUGUCAUCUAUUGUGGGCUCUGCCUUUACACCCUGAGGAUGAAAAGAUACAGUUGGGAGUGGAUGGUUAUUCAGGAUUAUAGAUAGAGUCCAGGAGCUGAUCAAGAUGCAGCCUGGAAUUGAAAGACAUGUUUAGAAAGUGUGUGGCACAAGACAGCCACUUGGGGAAAGCUUUGCAUUAGAAACAACAACCUGGAGCCUCAUUAAGGAGCUGAUAUCCAGCAACCGCCCAUUUAAGGAACGCAUGCAUUUUACUGAUAAUGACUGACUGAUCUUUUCACGCAAUGAUCAGCUGAUUUUGUGAGUAAGCUAGCUGCUCCUGAGGAAUAUUACGUUUACUGAUCGCUGUUUGAAACACAUUGAGAUGCUGCAAGCAAUAAAAAGGAAACAGGACAAGGGUCUUUCAGCUGACUGUUGAAGCCAAGCUUCUUGAAAUCAACUGCCAAACUCCAUGCUACAGUCAUUACCUAAUGUAACAACUGCAGUGUCCUACUGUCAUUGUGCACUCCAGACUGAUCCAUUUAUCUUUUAAAUUUUUACUUUUGUAAUUUGCUUCUUAUUUCUGUUCGUAUGUGUUUUGCAUUCAUUCCUUCUUGUUUGUAGUAACUAAUAAAUUGGCUGUUCCAACAUGAAGAUGUCCAAGGAUGUUGCCAGGGUUGGAGGGUUUGAGCUUUGGCUAGAGACUGCAUAGGUUGGGGCUGUUUUUCCCUGGAGCAUCAGAGGCUGAAGAGUGACCUUAUAGAAGUUUAUAAAAUCACGAGGGGCGUGGAUAGGGUGAGUAGUUGAGGUCUUUUUCCUGGGGGUUGGUGGGGUGCGGGGAGCGGGUUUGGGGAGUCCAAAACUAGAGGGCAUAGGUUGAAGAUGAAGGGUGAAAGAUGUAAAAGGGACCUAAGUUGCAACUUUUUUUUUAUGCAGAAGCUGGUGCGUGUAUGGAAUGAGCUACCAGAGCGGGUGGUAGAGUCUGGGCACAACUGCAAUAUUGAAAGGAAUCUGACUGUAUAACUGAAGAAAACUUUAUUUUGAAAGAAGCCAAUUUAACCAGGUCAUUUGGGUCUGGUAGGAAAGUACCCACAAGGGAAGGGAUUCAUUUUUAAAUUAACUUUAUUGUGAGGGGGUGGUUGUCGUCAGUUGUAUCAGGAAAGGGAGCCAGGUCUCACCUGGAAGCUUAACAGUUUUGGGUAUCCUGUCUGAGAAUGGAAUAAAUUGGAGAAUCUCAACUGAGAACUGGUUGCUGAAAAUGUUAAAAUGAUGGAGAAUUCAGAGAUAGUAGAAACUACAGAUGCUGGAGAGUCUGUGAUAACAAGGUGUAGGGUCUAGGCCCAAAACAUCAGCUUUCCUGCUGCUCUGAUGCUGCUUGGCCUGCUGUGAUCAUCCAGCUCUACACCUUGUUAUCUCAGAGAAUUCAGACUUAAGUUUUGAGUAAGAGAUACAGAGGGGAGGGAGGAAGGAUGUUUUUGUGAAAAAAGCCUGGAAAUGAAUAUGAUCAAUUAUUUCAAACAGAAAUUGGAUGGCCUCUUAAGAGAAUGAAACUUCCAAAGUUCCAGCAAUAGAAGAUGGGACUGAUGGGAUUGCACCAAUAUGAGUUGGUAUGAAAGCAAUGGGCCAAAUGCCCUCCCACAGCGCUGUACUAGCUGUAUGUCUCAUGAUAAACAUCUAGAAAUGCACAUGAAUCUUCAGAGGAGAACAGAAUCCAGAAAUUCUCGGUUUAUUUACAGCAGCACAAUAUAAUAUAGCCUAUAGGUAAUUACAUUGAUAGAAUCCACAGAGAAAUUAAUAUUUAAGUAAUCACGAUACACUUAAACACAUUGAUACCUGGCAAAAUGAUGCUACCAAAAGUAAGUUGAGGGUUUAUUAUUGUUUAUGGGAUUGGGAGUUGCUCGCUGGGCCAGCAACUACUGCCCAUCUCUAGUUGCCCUGGAGAGGGUGGUGGUGAGCUGCCGCCUUGAACUGCUGCAGUCCAGAUGUAGUCACCCAUGAUGCUUUUGGGCAGGAGUUCCGAGUUUUUGACCCAGCCACACUGUAGGAAUGGUAAUUGUGUUCCUAAGUCUGGAUAGUGUGAGAUUUGGAGGGAAUCUUUCACGUACCUAGGUUCCCACGAGAUUGGAUUUCCUUGUGCUUCUAAAUGAUCAUGGGUUUGAAAGGUACUGCCAAAGCAGCCUUGGUGAGCCACUGCAGUGCAUCAUGUGGGUGGUAUAUGUUGCUGCUACUGUGUGUUUGUGCUGGAAAGAGUGAACUUUCAGAUAGGUGGGUGGAUGUGGUACCAGUCAAGCAGUGGGCUUCUUCUUGAAUGGUGCUAAGCUUCCUGAGUUAAAGUACAGAUUGGCUGUGAUCUAAUUGAAUGAUAGCAUAGAUGCAGGAACUGAAUGGCCUGCUUCUGUCUAGCACUUCAUAUCUAUUUUCCUCAUGGAGAAGUGCCUAAUUUGUGAUGCUUGAUAAUAUGAUCUAUACAGAUUAAUGAAGUUUCUCAUCCAUGUGGCUGAUAAGCUCUGUGUAUGUCAAAGCAUUCAAUCAAGUUACUGACUAUAAAGUUAAAAGACAUUUGGAUAAAUAUAACGCUUGAAGGGAUAUGGGCCAAGCACAGCCAGUAGUACUCGUUCAGUUUGGGAUUAUAAUUUUUGUGGACUGGUCGGACCGAAGGGUCUGUUUCCAUGCUGUACAACUCUGUAACUCCAUAAAGAAUGUCAUAAUUAAAGGCCUCGAGGCAAA
Molecule: messenger RNA, 9145 nt
Organism: Stegostoma tigrinum
Lineage: Eukaryota; Metazoa; Chordata; Chondrichthyes; Orectolobiformes; Stegostomatidae
Product: N-acetyllactosaminide alpha-1,3-galactosyltransferase-like
Exons: 4
Coding region: 5200-6108 (302 amino acids)
Biological process (GO): carbohydrate metabolic process
Cellular component (GO): Golgi apparatus; vesicle; membrane
Molecular function (GO): hexosyltransferase activity
Source: RefSeq, a predicted model, not a curated record